Messenger RNA from Doryrhamphus excisus (bluestripe pipefish), 2937 nucleotides. RefSeq names its product zinc finger (CCCH type), RNA-binding motif and serine/arginine rich 2 (gene zrsr2). Gene Ontology annotation, molecular function: RNA binding; metal ion binding. Gene Ontology annotation, biological process: mRNA splicing, via spliceosome. Lineage: Eukaryota; Metazoa; Chordata; Actinopteri; Syngnathiformes; Syngnathidae. The record is from RefSeq and is a predicted model, not a curated record. Gene Ontology annotation, cellular component: U2AF complex.
UCGCCCCGGAAGCGCUUUAGUUAGGACCCAAACAAAUCCGUAGUUAACGCAAAGCGCCAUGAUUUUGUGAAACGAGAUAAACUUGGUGCAAUAUUAUCCACCCUAACUGGAAACUGAACAGAAACAAAUGAUACUUCAAUAUUUGUGUACAUUUUGUUUAGCUUAGCUGAUCUUACUACUAGCUUUUUAGCUGCGAUGGCAGCGUCGAUUCCUCCACUGAGUUGUGCCCCUGCUUUAAGUCACAAGCAACGCAAGGCUGCCUCGAGGAAAGAACGAAGAAAACGGAAACGACAAGCAAUCGCCCAAGCCAGAGAAUGUGCUAUACAUAAUGGAGCAACUGUUGAUCCCCCUGACGACACUGAAGAUGAUGAUGAUGAUGAAGCCAGUAUUGCUGAGCAGGAAAGGCAACGGAUGCAUGAAGAGUGGUUGGAGCGCGAGCAUCUUGCACAGGAGGAGUUCAGGCUGAAGUCAGAGAGGGAGGAGGCUGCGAGGAAACGAAAGGAGGAUGAGGAGCAACGGAUAAAGGACGAAUGGGAGGCCCAGCAGAGGCGAGAACAAGAAGAAAAAGAACAGAAGCAGCAAGAGAGACGAGACAGAGAGGAGGCUGUUCAGAAAAUGUUGGAUGAAGCAGAAAAUCAGCUAAAUAAUGAAGGACCGUGGAUGAAUCCCGAGGCUCCAGUCACAGAGAAAUCCGAAAAUUUUGGUACAGAACGAGAUGCAGCCAACUGCUCUUUCUUCCUCAAGACUGGGGCCUGUCGAUUUGGGGACAGAUGUUCUCGAAAGCACGUCUAUCCGCUGACCAGCCCCACUAUGAUGCUACGGAGUAUGUUUACAACGUUUGGCAUGGAGCAGUCUCGACGCGACGACUACGAUGGGGAUGCUUGUCUGGAACACAGCGAAGAAGAAUUGCACGAGUCCUUUAUUGAGUUCUACCAUGAUGUUCUACCAGAGUUUAAGACUGUUGGAAAAGUGGUGCAGUUUAAGGUCAGCUGCAACUAUGAGCCACACUUGCGGGGGAAUGUUUACGUACAGUUUGACACUGAGGAGCAGUGCAGAGACGCCUUCAUCAAGUUCAAUGGAAGGUUUUACGCCGGCAAGCAGCUUCACUGUGAAAUAAGUCCUGUAACACGAUGGAAGAAUGCAAUAUGUGGACUCUUUGACAGAAAGAGGUGUCCCAAAGGGAAACAUUGCAAUUUUUUGCAUGUUUUCCGAAACCCCGGCAAUGAAUUCUGGGAGGCUGACAGAGACCUGCACAUAUCACCGGACCGCAGCAUCAGGGGCAGUCACUCAGAGAGACAAGGAGACAGAUCAUGGCGACACCAUCGCUGGAGCAGAAGCCCUCUGAGAUCGGAGAGAUCCCAUAGCAGACGAGACGAUGACAGACGCAGUGAGAGGAGUGGAAAGAGGAGAACGGCGGAGCACCAGAGAGAUGAAAGGCGCUCCUUUGGAUCGGUACAUUAUGACAGGGGGAGAGAUAGGUACCGAAGCAGAAGCAGGGAGAAGUCCAGGAGUAGAAGUCGAGACCGAAGUCACAGAAGGAGUAGAGAGAAAGACAGAAAGGAGAACAUUAGGAAUAAAAGCAAAGAGAGAAAUAGUUUCGAUAAAAACGGGGACAUAAGACAUACGCCGAGACGAUCAAGCAGAGAUUCAGAAAAAAAACAACCCAGAGAAAAGAGCGUUAAUGGAAGCCCGGAGAAUAAAGAAGCAAACAAGAUCCUUCCCGAAGAGGAGAACACUAAUCGACAUCGCCACCACAAACACUCGAAAAAGAGCAAGAAGAAAAGCAAGAAGAAGCGUAAGAAAAGAAGCCAUUCACCUGAUGUGAUGUCUUCGUCAGGAGAGUCAGACAAGGAACUGGAGGAAGACACUGUGGACAAACACUCAGUAAAAAGUGGAGAUAAUGUGGACCUCCUUCAGGACAACAAGGACUUAAGUGUAAGUGGUUGUACUCUACCAGUGGUACCAAGUGAUGGAUGUAUUCCAGAAGUUGAAUGUGGACUUGAAAAUGAGAGUACAAAAGGUGAUUCUUAGUGCUUUCUAGAAGACAGGUUUUUCGGACUAAUCUAAACUGACUACUGUAUAUAGUCGCGUCAAAGAACGUCUUUUCACAUCCUGCAGCAUAAGGGCAUGCCAUGUCAGCAGCUUAGUUACUUUUAACCAGUCCAUACUGGUUCGGGUGACCAUAUGAGGCAUAUUCUAAUGAUAGUUGAAGUUUUCUCAAGACACAAAAUGCAUGAAAAGUAUUCCAAAAACAGAACAACACGGGGCCCUGAUGUCAAAUCCUUCUUAAAUUUUUUAGUCACAUUUAAAAUUUUGAACCACCAUUUGUCCCCGAUUUUCAGAAACUUAUACUCUGUAAUCGUCAGAGGAUGAAUUAUGUGCUUUGGCAACACUAAUUCAAAAAGAUGUAAGGGAUUACGUCACAUACAGCAGAGUGUGCUAGCGCCGGUCAAUUUAUUGGCUAUUUUAUUACUUCCAAAAGAGAUUUCCAAAACUUGUCGGUAUUGAUGAAAUAAAGCAAGAACCUUACAUAUUUGAAAGGAGAGAACAGAUCUUAGGAGUGAGGCAAUUACAUUAUGUUCCUUGUUAUUCUGUCACAUUCUUGUUUGAACCCAAAAAAAAUCCUCACUGCUUAUCAUAAAUGAGUUAUUUCUGCAUUCCGGAUAUUACUGUAUAUCCCAGUACAGCUGCAAUAAAGACAACUGUGAUUUCAGUUUGAAGACAUUUAUUGUUAAAUAUUCUGUCAAAUGUAAGAACCAUUUGUAAACAUGGUGGUUGGUGUUGAAUAAAAAAAGUGGUUUCUUUUGCAGAAAUUAUACUUGAUUUGUUGAAAAGUGAAGAAGUUGAAGGCAAAAAAAAAAAAAGAGUCUUGUGCUGAGAUGUGAUGACGUGCUGUUAUGCUAAUUUUCCCUUGACAGGUAAAUAACAGUACCUUAA